UUUUAGAAAAAAGAAAGACGAGGAAUUCCUACAUUUAGUGGUCCUCUCAACUGGUUUUUGAUUUCAAAAUGAAACAUCUAGAUAAUGGUGAAGAUUUACCUGACCAGGAUUUAGAAAUGAAUAUUUCAUCCGAUAAUGAUUGCAGAAAGGAUAUUUCCCCUAAUAAAAAUGAUGAAGCUAAAGUGUCAUCCGUUUUGGACCAGGUAGAGCAAAAGGCUAGAGAAGCUGUAAAUGUUUUACUAAAAGUCAGUGAAAAAAGUGGAAAGAAAAUGUUGUUUCCUGAAAUUGACCAGUUGCUUCAUGUUCAGUUCGUUUAUAAGAAACCGGGUAGUACACACACUGGGCACAAUGUCAGACGUUUCAUUCUACCGCAUGCAUUGUAUGAAAAAGACAGUACGACUGUCUGCUUGAUUAUGCGAGACUUAGAUCAAUCGGCAAAAGCGAAAUUUGAUCCCGAUGUUGACAAACAAGCGAGACUAUGGACCGAAAAAUUGGAGUUUGAAUUCGGGGUUACCAAAGAGCACGUGCAGAAGGUUUUAACAAAGCGACAACUGGAAAGAGAGUAUCAUUCUUACUACGACAGACGUCAGCUGGCAUCUGCGUAUGAUAUCUUUUUGGUCGACGCUGUAGUUGAGAAAAGUGUUAUACGUUUUUGUGGCAAAGAAUUUCAUAAGGCAAAAAAGAUUCCUUUGAGAUUAUCAAUGCAUCGACGCAGAUCUUUGGUAAAGGAGAUCGAGAAGGCGUAUUAUACCGUCACAUUUCCGCUUUUUCCAUUCCGUACGCGAACGAGUCUUCGCAUCGGAAAUCUGAGUAAUCCUAUCGAUCACAUUGUAGAAAAUGUACGUGCAGCUGUUGACAGAGUGUUUCAAUAUUGCCCCGGUGGUUUAUACAAUGUUCAUUCAAUAAGUCUACAAAUGGUGGUAGGUGGUCCGUCAUUACCUCUCUACGUUGAUGCCGGGUCUAGAAAUGCGGUCAGCUUACCUAUGCCCAUGAAAAGGAAAGAUCUCAUAGCGAAAAGAGACAAAAAAGCAGUUGCUGAUGAAUUGUCGACAUUACCAGAAGGCUUAGAAGUUUUGGUAUAUGGAGACGGUGAAGUGAAAGUGCUGGAUUCAGACACUAAAAAACCUGUGCUCUAUCCGACGAUUAAUGAUGAGUGGGAGGCGGGCGAUGACCUAAAACCGCUAAUAAACCCUGCUGAGCAAAAAAAAUCACUGGAAAGGCGUCGCAAACUGAGAGAAAAAAGGAAAAAAGUACGAGAAGCUAAGAAACGACUUUUAUUGCCAUUGAAAGAUGGGGUUUCGAAAAUGAAAGGCUUGAUGAAGAAAAAGAAUAAUAAACGGAAUAAAAUCGAUGGAUUUGGGAACAUAAAGCAGAAGCUGAAGAGUUAAAUGGAGAUUAAUAAAAAUGUUAAUUGCACUGAAGUGUUAAAAUGUAAAAGGAAACAAAGCAAAAAAACAAUCUGAAAUCGAAUAAAAUGUACGGAUGUAAUGGCAGGAACCGAUUUGAAAUACUUAGUGAAAUAAUAGCUCGCUUUCAAAUGCGUUUUUUUGUACGUUUUUUGAAUUUAUUGCCGAAUACUUAUUAAGAAUUAAAUAAAACUGAUAUCAAUGACAAA
Messenger RNA from Loa loa (African eye worm), 1615 nucleotides. RefSeq lists its product as hypothetical. Bases 69 to 1388 code for a protein of 439 amino acids. The transcript is spliced from 10 exons. The record is from RefSeq and is a predicted model, not a curated record. Lineage: Eukaryota; Metazoa; Nematoda; Chromadorea; Rhabditida; Onchocercidae.